Messenger RNA from Phragmites australis (common reed), 2012 nucleotides. RefSeq names its product RNA-binding protein BRN1-like. Gene Ontology annotation, molecular function: mRNA binding. The record is from RefSeq and is a predicted model, not a curated record. The transcript has 9 exons. Lineage: Eukaryota; Viridiplantae; Streptophyta; Magnoliopsida; Poales; Poaceae. Gene Ontology annotation, cellular component: nucleus; cytoplasm; ribonucleoprotein complex. The coding region runs from base 368 to 1717 and encodes 449 amino acids.
GAGAAAAACCAAACUGCCCCCCUCUUCUGUUUCUCUCUCAUCAAGUAGUCACCAUUACACUCUCUCUCUAAAUGCAGAGAAAAAAUCUCUCUCUCUCUAGACAUACAGAGAAAAAAAAACAACUGCCCCCAAUUGCCAAUUCACUUCCUCUCUCAUCAAGUCACCGAGUCGAGUCUCCAACUGCUGCGUGCAUAUCCAUUAGCAAUUAUUAAUUGCUCCAUCCGGACUCCAACGCCAUCACCUCCAUCACCUAAACCCAAAAACCAAAAACAAUUCGCGCAACAGCGGCGACGAGGCGGACGCGGCCGAGCCCGAGCGAGCGAGCGAGCGAGCGGCAACAAGUCACCGGCGGAAACCCUAGCGGCCAAUGGCGGAGGACGGCGAGAAGGCGGCGCCCGCCGCGGCGGCGCCGGCGGAGGGAGGAGGGAAGGGAGGGGAGGAGGAGGAGAGCGUGAAGCUCUUCGUGGGGCAGGUGCCCAAGCACAUGACGGAGGCGGAGCUGCUCGCCAUGUUCCGGGAGGUGGCCGCCGUCGAUGAGGUCACCGUCAUCAAGGACAAGGCCACCAAGGUCUCCAGAGGGUGCUGCUUCCUCAUAUGCCCCUCAAGGGAGGAGGCUGACAAGGUUGUAAAUGCCUACCACAACAAGCACACGCUCCCUGGGGCAUCAAGUCCUUUGCAAGUAAAAUAUGCUGAUGGAGAGUUGGAGAGGCUGGAACACAAGCUUUUCAUUGGAAUGCUUCCAAAAAAUGUCACGGAUACUGAAUUGACUGAUUUGUUUUCCAAAUAUGGAAAUAUCAAGGAUUUACAAAUUUUAAGUGGUUCACAACAAACAAGUAAAGCUGGCUGUGCCUUCCUUAAAUAUGAAACGAAGGAGCAAGCACUGGCAGCUAUUGAGGCUCUAAAUGGGAAGCAUAAAAUAGAGGGUUCUAGUGUACCGUUGGUUGUCAAAUGGGCCGAUACAGAAAAGGAAAGGCAGGCUCGGAAGGCACAAAAAGCUCAAUUGCAGUUAUCUAAUAUGCCCAAUGCAAGCCCUAUGCAGCAAUCUUCACUAUUUGGAGCUUUACAGAUGGGAUAUAUGCCUCAAUAUAAUGGAUUUGGUUAUCAGCCACCAGGGACAUAUGGACUUAUGCAAUACCCCAUAUCUCCUAUGCAAAAUCAAGCCACAUUCCAGAAUAUGGUUCAACCUGUUAAUCAAGGAAACUCGCUAAGAGUCGUCAAUCCUGAACUGCCCCCCAGUUCAGUUCAUAGAUCAUUUAAUGCAAUGCAGUUGGGCAGCCCUUAUCCUGCUGUCCCUGGUAUGCAGUAUCCUGGAUCAUAUCCUGGUGGUCUCAUGAACAAUCGUCCUUUUGGAAAUUCUCACAAUUCAAUUAAAGUUCCAAAUGCAAAUGCCAAUUCUGCCAUAUCUUCUAGUCCCAGCAGCAAUGCCGGUGGGCAGAUAGAAGGUCCUCCUGGUGCCAAUCUAUUUAUUUAUCAUAUCCCACAAUAUUAUGGGGACCAAGAACUUUCCAGUGCGUUUCAGAGUUUUGGUAGAGUACUAAGUGCUAAGGUGUUUGUAGACAAAGCAACGGGUGUCAGUAAAUGCUUCGGUUUUGUGAGCUACGAUUCUCCUGCUUCUGCACAGGCGGCCAUCGGUAUGAUGAAUGGGUUCCAAUUAGACGGUAAAAAACUCAAAGUACAACUCAAGAGAGAAAACAAGCAGCAUAGUAAACCUUAUUGACCAAAGCAGUUGUUGUGGCCACGCGAUCAGGUUCUCGGUACAUAUUUGUCAGAUAAUUGAUGGUUACUACAUUAUUUCUUCUGCUCCCCCAAGCAGCAGUCAGUCCAGCGCGCCAUCUACAUGGGAGCCCGUGUAUCUUCUUUGUUCAAUUCACAUUCUUGAAAAAUCGUCACGUUGUGUAAUUCAUUGCAGCAUAGUCGUAGCAUUUGUACCAUCAGAUCCCAUGUACACAAGACUGCCAAUUCAUUCAAUUGUAACCUUUUUAUCCUGAUAAAUGGAUUACACUGAUUAUUCA